Messenger RNA from Lycium barbarum (goji berry), 857 nucleotides. RefSeq lists its product as uncharacterized. NCBI's taxonomy places the organism in Eukaryota, Viridiplantae, Streptophyta, Magnoliopsida, Solanales, Solanaceae. The transcript has a single exon. The record is from RefSeq and is a predicted model, not a curated record. The coding region runs from base 270 to 743 and encodes 157 amino acids.
UUUCUCUAAAAAGACCCCCAUUAACUCAAACCUCUCUACUUUAUUUCCUUCUUUUUAAUUUCCUUUCUAUGUUUCUCGAAAAAGACCCCCAUUAACUCAAACCUCUCUACUUUAUUUCUUUAAUACCCUUUCUUUCAUUUCCCCUUCUUUUUUCCUUUCCAUAUUUCCCUAAAAGGACCUUAUCAAAUCAAACCUAUACUUCAUUUCCUUAAUACUCUUUCACUCAUUUCCCUUCUUUUUUCCUUCCAUUUCUUUCCACAACACAAAACAUGCCUUCUAGACACACACAACUCCUCUCAAUUACUCUACUACUAUAUGUUCUUCCAUUACUAAUAUUACUUAACUUUCCACCAAGAAUCACAGCCCAAGAAUGUCCUUACCCUUGUUAUCCACCACCAACCAGCCCCACAGGAAACAACCCUCCUCCAGCAACUACAACCCCACCAUCACCACAAGGGGGUGGGGGGUAUGUCCCAAACCCUCCAUCAACCAUCAAUCCAACACCACCAGCUGGUUAUAAUAAUAAUGAUCCUUAUAUUUACUCUCCACCAGAUUCUGUGAAUGGUGAAGCACCACCACCACCAGAACCAAUAGUCCCAUGGUUUCCAUUUUAUUAUAGAAAGCCACCUCAUGCGGAUGUUGAUCAAUCUUCAUCAUCAUCACCCUCUCUUCAAGAAUCAAGAACCAUGAAGAUGAUGAUGAUUACUACUACUAUUUUUCCUUUGAUUUUGCUUUUUCAUUAAGUUAGGUAUCUAUGUGAGUUUUGAUGUAAUUAGUAGAGAACGUGUUAAUAAGAUUGUUUGAGAAUUGUUGUAACAUUUUAUGUCUAUUGAAUGAUCAUCAGUUCCAUUUUUCUA